Nicotiana tabacum (common tobacco) is the source of this 927-nucleotide messenger RNA. Lineage: Eukaryota; Viridiplantae; Streptophyta; Magnoliopsida; Solanales; Solanaceae. The record is from RefSeq and is a predicted model, not a curated record.
AUGAACCACAAAGAAGAGAAACAGAGAAAUCAAGAAAGUGAUCCUCACAAUGGCAGUAGCAGUAGUGCAACCUCACCACCACCUUCAUCUUCAUCAUCUCCUUCACAUGAAUUCUCAUUCACUAUUUCCUUUCAACAAACGCCAAAAUCACCUGCAGAUAAUAAAACAAAUAAACAAAUCCCUCCUUCUUCUUCAUUCGCCAUAGAUUUAUCACCAGCUGAUGAUAUUUUCUUCCAUGGCCACUUACUUCCUCUUCACCUUCUUUCCCAUCUCCCCAUUUCCCCUCGCACUUCCACCAAUUCAAUGGAUAGUUUUACUCUUCCAAUAAGAGAUCAUUUUUUUGAAGAUCAAAAAGUCCAAAAUUCCAAGAAUCAAAGAGUAUUAGAUCAUAAGGACACUUGUGAUACUACUUAUACAUCUAAGGGAAAACCAAAGGCAAAGUCUUUUUCCUUGUUUGGUUUACCAAAAGGAAGAAAAGGACAUGAAGGUAAAGAAGAAAAGGAAAACAAAGAGAGAUCACAUGAAAGGAGGAAGCUGAAAUUUGAUAUGAUGAGUCAAGUUGUGAAGAGGUACAUAAGAAUGGUUAGGCCUCUUUUAUCUUUCAGCAACAGAAAGAAUGUGCAAUUUCAUAGGCAAGCUUAUUCUUUUUCUGGGAAUUUAUCAAGUUUAAGAGGAAAGAAUAAAGAGAUUAAUGGAAGGAAAGAGCAAUUAUAUUCAGCACCAGCUUCAAUGAGAACAUCUCCUACAAAUAGUGGGCUUCUUGUAGCUACACCUACAGGAGCUUAUAAUUCUCCUAAUUCUUCUUCUUCUUCUACUUCUUCAAGUGAUAGUACUAUGGAAGAGUUGCAGGCUGCUAUACAAGCUGCAAUUGCUCAUUGUAAGAAAUCUAUUUCAAUGGAAGACAAAGUCAAAUCCCAUAAUGACUAG